UUUUAAAAUAAGUAUGGAGGACACUUCACCUCUUCCAAAAUCCCUUGUCAAAUUAGAAGAGAGGUUAAGAAAAUUCCCUGUGACGACCAAGCAAUUGGAACUAUUCAUUAAACUAAAAGUUGGGUAUAACCUCACAUCUUUAAAGACCAUUAAAACGCCUGAAGAUUACUAUGACCAGACUUACUUGAAAAGAUGUGAGAUUCUCCAAGUCCCAAAGCUGAACACAUUUGCAUUGUGUAAAACAAUAGUAAUGAAGAACAAAAAGUUCAAGGAGAGCUUGGCUACAGAUCCAAGCUACCCUCUCUUCAUCGGUGUGAUCGUGCAGUACGAAACUAAGCUCAGUAGCUCCAAGUUGUCAGAUCUCAUGAAGAAAUAUCAGAAUGAGAAUACUAAGACAGGCACCAAGGCUGCAAAGAAGGUCUUCCAUUAUAGAGUCUGUAGUGAAGAAGAGAGCAGAGAAAUCACAAAGUGUGAUUUUAAUGGGGUGACACCGUUUGAAUGGAACAAUGAGGUACCCAAGAAAAUCCUUAAUACUCCUGAAGGAGUCGACCUCGGCAAGAUCCCUAUGGUCCUCUCUGAUAAAAUUUUAGAGUUAGAAGGCGGCUACUUCUAUCUUGGAGCAGGUGAGAUGGUCACGAAGUUCGGAAUAUCGACAAUGUAAUUGUUGGAAAUAUUU
Moneuplotes crassus is the source of this 676-nucleotide messenger RNA. NCBI's taxonomy places the organism in Eukaryota, Ciliophora, Spirotrichea, Euplotida, Euplotidae. The record is from the annotation of a GenBank genome assembly.